CGAAAUGUUUCUGACGCAUUUAUCUCACUUCUUGGUCGUAACGUGCGCGCACACACUGCAGUUACCUUCUGGUGAGAAAAUGCACCAUUCUGCUCUUUUCCGUCCCUCCCCAUCUCUACUCUCACAUCUUCACUGCGCUCGACACGCCAGGGAUAACUGUACUGAAAAUUUCGCCAUUGAGGGUCGGAAUUUGAAUUACUCCAUCACGACCAGGCAGGGGAAACCUUUGCCGAUUCUAAAGGACUGUUCGCUUCGAAUUCCUUCGAGGCAACUGUGGAUGCUUCUCGGACCAAAUGGGUGUGGAAAAUCUACCCUUUUGAAGAUUUUGGCUGGUCUCUUGAAGCCAACUGAUGGAAUUGUUCAUGUAAAGAAACCGAAGAGUUUUGUUUUUCAAAACCCAGAGCAUCAGGUAGUGUUACCUACAGUGGAGGCUGAUGUUGCAUUUGGCCUCGGUAAGUUCAACCUGACCUAUGGUGAAGUAAGGUCCAGAGUGCUAAAAGUGGUAGACGAUGUGGACAUGUCUAAUUACCUGCAAAGGCCAGUUCAAACUCUUAGUGGUGGUCAAAAGCAGAGGAUUGCCAUUGCUGGUGCUUUAGCCGAAGCAUGUAGAGUAUUGUUGCUGGAUGAACUCACAACAUUUCUGGAUGAAAAUGACCAGGUUGGUGUGCUAAAAGCUGUUAGAAAGUCUCUAGAUAGUUCUGAAGAGGUUACUGUUCUCUGGGUGACCCAUCGUUUGGAAGAACUUGAAUAUGCAGAUGGUGCAGUCUACAUGGAAGACGGGAAAGUUGUGAUGCAGGGUGAUGCAGUUAGAAUAAGGCAUUUAAUUCAAGACAGCUGUCUUUUGUGGAAGAUUGGCCAGCCAGAGACUCUCAGCAAACCCAUGAUUUAUUUUUAGUUAAAGUCUACAGUGGAAAAUCAAUAUAUGUGUACACAGGUACAACUGACAAGUAAGAAUUCAUUUUGGUAUGGUUAUCAGAACUUGUCUCCAUUGCUGCUAGCUUUUUCAUUAAUUCUUUUGGAAUUCUCACAAUUGAUUUGAGUAUUUUGCUUGGGCACUAUUGUUAC
Messenger RNA from Malania oleifera, 1065 nucleotides. Its product is annotated as ABC transporter I family member 10. Gene Ontology annotation, biological process: transmembrane transport. The transcript has 7 exons. Bases 5 to 895 code for a protein of 296 amino acids. Gene Ontology annotation, cellular component: chloroplast envelope; membrane. NCBI's taxonomy places the organism in Eukaryota, Viridiplantae, Streptophyta, Magnoliopsida, Santalales, Ximeniaceae. The record is from RefSeq and is a predicted model, not a curated record. Gene Ontology annotation, molecular function: ATP binding; ATP hydrolysis activity.